Molecule: messenger RNA, 489 nt
Organism: Sphenostylis stenocarpa
Lineage: Eukaryota; Viridiplantae; Streptophyta; Magnoliopsida; Fabales; Fabaceae
Source: the annotation of a GenBank genome assembly
AUGUCAAAUGGAAGUGUUGCUUCCCGUCUGAAAGCCAAGCCAGCUUUGGACUGGCCUACGAGAAAGAGAAUAGCUUUAGGAGCGGGAAGAGGCUUGCUAUAUUUGCAUGAACAGUGUGAUCCAAAGAUUAUUCACCGGGAUGUGAAGGCAGCAAAUAUCUUGCUUGAUGAUUUUUGUGAGGCUGUGGUGGGAGAUUUUGGGCUGGCAAAGCUGUUAGAUCACAGGGAUUCACAUGUGACAACAGCAGUGAGAGGCACUGUAGGGCACAUAGCCCCCGAGUAUCUCUCAACAGGUCAAUCUUCUGAGAAAACCGAUGUGUUUGGUUUUGGAAUUCUUCUUCUUGAACUAAUAUCUGGCCAAAGGGCUCUUGAGUUUGGGAAAGCAGCAAACCAGAAAGGAGCCAUGCUAGACUGGAUGAGGAAGCCAAGUCCCAGAACUAGUAAGCAUAUGCAGCUUAAGCUUGAAGCAAACGCCAAGGCUACUUUGUGA